Messenger RNA from Penicillium pulvis, 1176 nucleotides. Its product is annotated as biotin synthase. Gene Ontology annotation, cellular component: mitochondrion. Gene Ontology annotation, biological process: biotin biosynthetic process. The record is from RefSeq and is a predicted model, not a curated record. Bases 1 to 1176 code for a protein of 391 amino acids. NCBI's taxonomy places the organism in Eukaryota, Fungi, Ascomycota, Eurotiomycetes, Eurotiales, Aspergillaceae. The transcript has 2 exons. Gene Ontology annotation, molecular function: biotin synthase activity; 2 iron, 2 sulfur cluster binding.
AUGUCUCUCCCCAUCCCGCGGGGCUUGCCCCGGACCGUUCUGCGGUCCUACGGCACCGUCCAAGGUCCUCCCAGUGCUACCUCGCUUGCCAGCCGCAUCCCCAAUGUCCUGAUCGAGGCAACUGCUGCGACAGCCCCUCGCACCAACUGGACUCGCGAGGAAGUCAGCGCAGUCUAUAACACCCCCUUGAACCAACUCACAUAUGCCUCGCAAGCACUGCACCGCAAAUUCCAUGAUCCAUCGGCCAUCCAGAUGUGCACAUUGAUGAACAUCAAGACCGGUGGAUGUAGCGAGGACUGUUCAUACUGCGCCCAGUCUUCAAAACACAACACUGGCCUGAAGGCUACCAAGAUGAGCCCUGUGGACGAAGUCCUCGAGAAGGCACGCAUGGCCAAGGCCAAUGGCAGCACCCGAUUCUGCAUGGGCGCCGCUUGGCGUGACAUGCGCGGCCGGAAAACCAGCCUCAAGAACGUCAAGCAGAUGGUCUCGGGUAUCCGUGACAUGAACAUGGAGGUCUGCGUCACACUGGGCAUGAUUGACCAGAACCAGGCCAAGGAGCUGAAAGAGGCCGGUCUGACCGCAUACAACCACAACCUCGACACCUCGCGCGAGUUCUAUCCCACGAUUAUCACGACCCGCUCGUACGAUGAGCGUCUGCGCACUCUGGACCACGUUCGUGACGCCGGUAUCAAUGUUUGCUCUGGUGGUAUUCUCGGUCUGGGUGAAACAGACGCCGACCGUGUAGGCCUUUUGCACACCGUUUCCAGCUUGCCUUCUCACCCCGAGUCCUUCCCUGUCAAUGCUCUCGUUCCGAUCCCUGGAACACCGCUCGGUGACCGGAAGAUGAUUCCGUUUGAUCGUUUGCUCCGGACUAUCGCUACCGCUCGUCUUGUCAUGCCCGCCACUAUCGUUCGUCUUGCUGCCGGUCGCAUUGCGCUGUCGGAGGAGCAGCAGAUUGCUUGCUUCCAGGCUGGUGCCAAUGCCAUCUUCACUGGUGAGAAGAUGUUGACUACCGAUUGCAGUGGAUGGGACGAGGACCGUGCGAUGUUUGACCGCUGGGGCUACUACCCCAUGAAGAGCUUUGAAAAGCCGGAGGUACCGGGUGCCGAUAAGACCACUGUGACCCCACCCCCCACUGAGUCCGAGAAGGCUGCGCCGGUCGCAGCUAGCGCUUAG